Arabidopsis thaliana (thale cress) is the source of this 888-nucleotide messenger RNA. Its product is annotated as embryo defective 3006. Gene Ontology annotation, cellular component: MIS12/MIND type complex; nucleus. The record is from RefSeq and is marked reviewed. The transcript has 8 exons. Bases 82 to 624 code for a protein of 180 amino acids. Lineage: Eukaryota; Viridiplantae; Streptophyta; Magnoliopsida; Brassicales; Brassicaceae.
GUACAUUUGUUUUUAACCAGUUAGCAACUUCUUCUUCCGGAAUCUUUAAACCAACAAAAAAAAGUUAUCAUUCGGGUUAAGAUGGAGAAACCGGGUCAUGAAACGGAUAUUGCGGGUUCAAGACGAACCCAUCUGAAGAAAUCAUUCAAAUCCACUCUUCGACAUCUUCUCACUGCUUGCUCCAAACAGGAUUUUGUUGAUAUUUUCUCGAAAUUCAGUGGGGCUGAGCAAGAACUGCUUUUUCAGUUGUAUACUCGGGUUGUUGUGAAUUUGCAUCAGACAAUAGAGGAAGAGUUUGAUGAACAAUGUCACGAAACUCAGGUCGGACCAAUUCUUGAUACAGUCGAGGAGCUGGUCGAAGAACAGAGUUUGGAUCCCUUGUUUUCUGAUAAGACUGAUGUAAUGGCAAUAGCAUAUGAUCUUACAACAUCUAAGAAGAACGAGAUACAAAAGUUAACAGUUUUGCUCCAAAGGGCUGAAGAACAGAAUCGCCAGAAGGAAGCCCGGAUCAGCAUGCUCAAAAAACAAACACAAGAUCUCUCAGGCACAGCGGACAGAAUCGAAAAGCUGAAUGCCGGGGUCUCCGGCUACUUUGAAGGAAAAGACAAGCUACCUCCAAUAUAGUUUCGAGAAAAUUGCAAUGAAGAAGCGUGUCAUUUCCAUUCCCUGCAUUUGUAUAUACUUUAUUAUAGAGUCUUAACAAUCUAGUCAGUAGUCACAAUAACUUGCUUCAUGUGUAAACCACUGAGAAUCUGAAUGAGUUUGUACUUUGGUAUUGGUUUGACGACAAUUCAUGCAAAAUAUUUUCCAAGGUUACAGAAGAUGUUCAUAUUUUACUAUAUUGUGACUUUUAUCACAACAAUAUAUAUGACUUGUGUUUAUGAUGUU